Molecule: messenger RNA, 3450 nt
Organism: Danaus plexippus (monarch butterfly)
Lineage: Eukaryota; Metazoa; Arthropoda; Insecta; Lepidoptera; Nymphalidae
Product: ethanolaminephosphotransferase 1
Exons: 9
Coding region: 166-1320 (384 amino acids)
Biological process (GO): phosphatidylethanolamine biosynthetic process
Cellular component (GO): endoplasmic reticulum membrane; Golgi apparatus
Molecular function (GO): ethanolaminephosphotransferase activity
Source: RefSeq, a predicted model, not a curated record
AAUCGUGUCAAAAUCUUUAGUUGCAGAAGCAAUGUUAUGCGUUAUAGGUCGUUGUUGGAAUUAAAAAUUUAUUCAAUAACUUAUACUCCUAGGAGACUAUUGUAAAGAUAAUCAGUGAUCAAUUUGUGAUUCUUCUGAUCCUGUAAUUAUAAUUUUAAUACCAUUAUGUCUCGUUUCCUAUCAAAAGACCAGCUAGAAGGGUUCGAAAAAUAUAAGUAUAACUCCAUAGACACUAGUAUACUGAGUACCUAUGUUAUGCAUCCAUUUUGGAACUGGUGUGUCCAGUUUUGUCCGGUAUGGGUGGCACCCAACCUGCUAACAUUUUCUGGUUUUCUGCUGACGGUUAUUAACUUUCUGUUAUUCUCCUAUUAUGAUUAUGGAUUCCAUGCGCUAUCGAAGGAGAAUUUCACAAACGAUAGCAUACCAAACUGGGUGUGGGCUGUUACCGCUGUCAAUUUAUUUGUGGCUUACACACUCGACGGUAUUGACGGUAAGCAAGCCAGAAGAACAGGCAGCAGUGGUCCACUGGGUGAACUCUUCGACCACGGUUUGGACUCAUACUCGACCGUGCUCAUACCGACAUGUUUAUACAGCAUAUUUGGAAGGGACGAGCUGACCCCUCUCAGAUUUUAUUUCGUUAUAUGGAACAUAUUUCUAAACUUUUAUUUGACACAUUGGGAGAAAUACAACACCGGUGUCAUGUUCCUACCGUGGGGCUACGACUUUACCAUGCUCGGCUCCUGUAUCCUCCUGCUGGUGACGUCACUGAUAGGUCCUUCAGCGUGGCACGUCACCUUACCGGGCGGUCUAACCCCCGGCGUGGUGUUUGAGAUCGUGCUAUACUUCUCCGCCAUCAUAACGAGCCAGACGGUUAUAUUGUGGAACAUUUAUAAAUCAUAUCGCGACGGUACUGGUAAAAUGCGUCCAUUCAUAGAGGCCGUCCGUCCCUUGUUCCCGCUAGCCAUCUUUUUUAUUCUGAGCACAGCCUGGGCACUUUACUCUCCUAAUGACGUCAUUAACAAAGGCCCGCGACUGUUCUAUAUCUUGACAGGAACCAUUUUCUCAAAUAUCAACUGUCGUCUGAUCGUGUCUCAAAUGAGUGACACAUGCUGCGAGUCCUUCAAUGAUCUUCUAAUACCAUACGCGGCUGUAGUGUUCGCUUGCCUGUACGGCGUCUCCGAGGCGGUGGAGCUGGUGCUGCUGUCGCUCCUCACGGCUCUGGUGUCCGUAGCGCACAUCUACUACGGAACACACGUGGUACAAGAAAUGUGCGAACAUUUUAAAAUUUCCUGUUUUAAAAUUAAGUCAAAAUCGAAUUAAUUUUUUUUUAAUUUAUAUUAUGCAAUUAACCUGGUCAUAGUUCACUAUUGUUUUUUUUUUUUUUGUUUUGUAAUGUAUGAUCUGAGUUUUUGUCGAUUUGAAAUUAUUUUAAGUAAUUGUUUAGCUUAUGAUAGGUAAAUUUUUAAGGCCAUUGCCAUAGGGGCUUUUUAAUAUUAUUCUAUAUACUAAAUAGAUAUAAUAUCUAUAGAGAAGUAUCCUGAACGUAUAUACAUAUAUUUCGAUCUUUUGUUUUUGUUGUUAUUAAAAUUUAGGAAAGAUUCAUGAAUUAAGUUUAUGGAUUAUUGUUCAAAAAUAUUUUUUGUAUAUUAUGUACGAUUACUUAGACCUUUGAUAUGUCAUAGUUUAAAAAAAACUAUUUAACAAACAAAUUUGAUAUCUUUCCGAUUAGGAUUAUAUUGGUAAUGUGUAUUAUAAUGUUUUUUAACGGCUUUUAAAGAUUUUUUAUUCUUUUUUAUAAUUAGGAAUACGCUUCAAGUAAUUUAAUUUGCGUAAAAUAUAUUCAAAAUAAAAUUUCUUCCUAAAAUUGAUAUUAUAAUUAAUAGCAAUGUUAUUUUUACAUUUUAUUGUAAUAACAACAGUGAAUGCAUAUCAUAACUAAUAAUUAAUUAUGGUUACCUUAAAGUUGGGUUUAAUAAAAACAAGCUUGUAUAUUUUUAGAUUAGUAAAAGAAUAUAACGGAAGUCUCGUAGAUUAGAUAAAAUUUUAAAUGGCAACAUUUUAGAGCUGUCAAUUGAAUGUGUUGAUUAGAAUGGCCGUUUAAACUUUAAAGCCAAUUUUGCUUCAUUCUUUAAUAUCCUGUAAGUUUCUUCGUAUAAUUAAUUUUGUAGAGAUGUAUCUGUUGUGGCGUCGUCCGCAACUGAUUGGCUGGACGUUGGUGGAUUCAUUGCAUACAAACAAGACAGUUAACGUGAAUUUUCAGUGUUGUUAUCAUUUAUUUGAAAUUGUAUAAUUUAAAGUACGGCAAUUACGUUCAUUAGUUUCAAUUUCAAACCGAAAAUUCAUUAUUUAAAGUAUUAAUGUCAUUACUUGAACAACCACUGCUGGAUUCAACUCAAGGAAACGACGUAAUUUGAACCUUAUUUACAUUACGUUGCUUACUAAAAUAGUGCAUUUAUAUGUUUUAAAGACAAAUCAAUUUAUAUUAUUACCAAAAAAAUAAAAACCCCUUCCAUUUAUACAAGUCAAUUCAAAGUGGUUUAUAACACUAGCGUUAUUAAAUUUUGAUGUCUAAAUGUUGUGUCCCAUUGGAGUCCUCAUAGAAAAUUGUUGAAAAUAUAAUUGUUCUAUAAGGUAUGGUAAUAAAUAGUUAUGAUGUUGUAUGUACUAUCUCAAUUUUUUAUGUAAAUUGAGAUUAAAAUCAUACCCGACCGCACGUCUGAAUGGUGUGUCGAUUACUUUUUUUUUAUUGGUCAAAUAAUCAGCUUUAUAUAAUGGUAUGUAUUGUGUAUUAUUAAGUAAUUUAAAAUGACUAUCAACUAUUGCUUGUUGUGUAGAGCACAACACAACCUUUUUAGUCCAUUGCCAAAAAUUUUUUUAUGUAUAAUGUUUUAUACAUAGUAUUUAUUUUUUAAUAGCACAGUGUGUUUAACACUUUAAAAUGUUUAUUGGUAUUUUUUUUUAUUCUCCAAAAUUGCCAAAAAAUUGAAAUCAAAUUUAAUUAAAUAAAAAAUUUCGUGUCUAUUUAGUCUCUUUUACCUUAAAUUGUGUAAUGAAAGAAAUACAUCAACAUAAACUAUUAUAUGAUAAUUAAAUUCAUAUAAUUUACACGGAAGCAUAUGUUCCUAUUUUGCUCUUUCCCUUAUAAACUUUUUUAUAUAUUUACAACUACUGUAUUCGUUUCCUAUUAAAAGAUCUGAUACAACUAUGGAUAUUGUCAAUAAUUUAUCAUUAUCGUUUUUUUGUCUAGUUCAUCUGAAUCUCUGUAAAUGGAGACACUUGGAUUUUUUUUGUAACUAACAAUUUUUUUGUAGAUUAGUUUUCAAUAACAUUUAAUAUGUUGUGCUCAAAUGUUAUUUGUACCUGUUUAUUUUUUAAGUGUAUAUUUCAUACUUAACAGUCAACUGUAAAUUAUGCUAUUAUACUACUCAUGGUAAUAAAGAAUUAAAUCUA